Messenger RNA from Aureobasidium pullulans EXF-150, 2080 nucleotides. Its product is annotated as cytochrome P450. Lineage: Eukaryota; Fungi; Ascomycota; Dothideomycetes; Dothideales; Saccotheciaceae. The record is from RefSeq and is a predicted model, not a curated record. Bases 195 to 1733 code for a protein of 512 amino acids. Gene Ontology annotation, molecular function: iron ion binding; monooxygenase activity; oxidoreductase activity, acting on paired donors, with incorporation or reduction of molecular oxygen. The transcript is spliced from 4 exons.
CAGGAGAUAGGUUUUGAUUGGCAAGAAGAGACGCAAUCGCGGAUGGGAACAAGCCUCACAGGGCAUGAUGUUUGCUCGAACUCUCUCAAGAUAUUGGCGUAGCAUAUUUAGACUGUCCUCGCUCCCAGAUAGAUCCGCGAUGUAGAUCCUCUGCACUCCCUCAAUCCGUUACUCCGCUACGUACGUGUCGAGCUAUGGACGUCGAACGACUCUCCUUACAUACGCCGGACCUCGUCUGGAGAAUGCUCACCUUUACUAUCUUCUCGUAUCUCGCCUACCAAGUUGCGACGACGAUAUACGAUGUCUGGUUCGGACCCCUGUCCAAAUUCCCAGGACCAAAACUAUGGGCCGCAAGCAAUCUACCACUUGUGUGCAUGUUGUGGAGAGGACAAGAUACUCAAGCAAAACAUCGCCUUCACACGCAGUACGGUCCAGUCGUGCGUGUUUCGCCAACAGAGAUAAGCUAUAUCGACGCAGAUACAUAUGCAAAUGGCUUGUCAGGUAAAAACGCUUGGAAGGAGAUUUACGGCCACCGGUUGUCCGGCAAGAGGAGCUUUGCAAAAGACCGUCGUCUUUAUGCCAUUCCUGUUAACGGAACUACCUCGAUCCUAAGCUCAGACGAUGCCAGUCAUUCCCGACAACGACGAGUCCUAUCACACGCAUUUUCUGACAAGGCGCUGAAAGAAGAAGAGCCUCUCUUCAAAAGAUGGGCAAGCUUGCUUGUAGACAAGUUGGAUGCAUUAAGCUUUACUGACGCUCCUAUCGAUCUGGUUGCAUACUACAACUUCACCACGUUUGACAUCAUGGGAGAGCUCACCUUUGCCGAGUCUCUACACAUGCUUGAGGGUUCCGAGUACUCGCCAUGGGUUGCCACCAUCUUUGCGUCAAUCAAGUCGAUGACAAGACUUCGUGCAGUCAGGCUAAUACCUGGCAUGACGACUCUGCUAAACAUAUUCCUGACCAAUGCAAUCCGCAAGAAGCAGGUCAGCCACUUCAAAUAUUCGGCUGAUCGAGUGGACCGCCGUCUGGAAACAACGCCUUCCAAGCCGGACUUGUGGAGUUUUGUUUUGAAAAAAGCUGGGCAAGAGGGAGGCAUGUCAUUAAGUGAGAUGCAUAGCAACUCCGCAAUGUUUAUGAUAGCAGGGACCGAGACGACGGCGACAUUGCUAAGCGGAUUGACAUACCAUCUCCUCCGAAACCCAGCCACGACCGAGAGGCUUACUCGGGAGCUGCGUUCUGCUUUUAUAACCGACAAAGAUAUCACGAUCGAGGCGUUGCAACAGCUACCAUACUUGUCAGCUUGUAUCGAGGAAGGCAUGAGACUGUACCCCCCAGUGCCGACUGGAUUGCCACGACAGACUCCAAAAGGUGGUGCCAGAAUUUGUGGAGAAUAUAUUCCCGAAGACAUCACUGUCUCUGUGAGCCAAUGGGCGACAUAUCACUCCGAGGCCAACUUCUAUGAUGCAGAGAGUUUCAUACCAGAAAGAUGGUUGGAGCAGGAUUCACGCUUCGAGAACGACAACCAUGCCGCAUUUCAGCCUUUCUCAACGGGACCUCGCAAUUGUAUCGGCCGCAAUCUUGCAUAUCACGAAUGUCGUCUGUUAUUGACGGAAGUUUUCUGGAAUUUCGACCUGGAGUUGAUGCCAGAAAGCAGUAAAUGGACCAACCAAAAAGUCUUCUCUUUUUGGGACAAGUCGCCCUUGUGGGUCAAGCUGAGACGAGUGGUCCGGUGAUGAUACCUAUGUCAGCAUGAAUAAUAUAUAGCUAGCUGCAUGGAUGAGUCUGCCUGAAGAGGGGGCAGGCGUUAAUGUACUCAAGUACGCAUGAUCUAAUGAUAACUUCCGAAACAAUUGACCACUCGUGCGUUGAGAUCUGUCGCAUUCGGCCAUCACCCGCAACUCAGGUCUAGAGUCAUUCGGCCUGUAGAAAUGUACGAUCUCAGUGGAGGCCGCCGAUGACUUCUUGAGAAUCGUGUGUUUCUACAGCUACACGCAUGACAAGGGAGAGGAAGGGAAAUGCACGAUCGUCUCUCGUAUUUUGUUGCAUAUCAAUCGGCGAAGCGGACCUCUAAUUUCGCCUC